This is a messenger RNA of Frankliniella occidentalis (western flower thrips), 825 nucleotides long. RefSeq lists its product as uncharacterized. The coding region runs from base 361 to 780 and encodes 139 amino acids. NCBI's taxonomy places the organism in Eukaryota, Metazoa, Arthropoda, Insecta, Thysanoptera, Thripidae. The record is from RefSeq and is a predicted model, not a curated record. The transcript is spliced from 2 exons.
GCAGCGACACCGGGACCUUCGACUUCGACUGCAGGAGCGCGGCCCGUCUCGCUAGAGGCUAACGAGGGUGCAAUCAGCCAAACUGUAAAAACUGAACAACCAGAGGAAAACAGGCCGGCAUACCUACCUUUGAGUGGUCGAGUCGAAGCAGAAGCCACCUGGCGGGAGCUGAAUGUGUUACUCAGACGACCAGGCAUACACGAGGGAAAAGCGGCCGCACAGAAAUGGGAGGUGGACUCAGUCGAAGAGGCGAAAGGGGUGCGGAGGCUGAUCGGUGUGUUUGGCUGUUUCCAUCGGUGGAGCGAUCUGCUGCUGCAGGCAGCCGCGCCCACCUUGGAGCACCUGAGUGUGCAACACCCCAUGCCGAGCCACAUGCUCGCGAUCCACGCCAUGCCGCGGCUGAAGAGGCUGCAAAUAAUGGGCGCGGGCCUGCGCACCAUGGGCCUAGUGCUGCCCGAACUGCCUCCAGGACACUGCGGCCUGCAGUGGCUCCGGGUAGACGCCGUCUCCGGCGACACGCUCAAGUCCCUGCUGCGGGCCCACGCGGCCUCGCUCGUGGAGCUGCAUCUGGUGGCGGCCUCGGCGACAGGCGACAGGGACAUAGAGUCUCUGGCACUGAAGAAGUGCGGCCUGCCGGCGUUGAGGAGAGUCGUGCUGGAGAAAGCAUGUUAUCUCAACAGAGGGGUCUGCCCGGAGCAGCUCGCUGCGAUGCGGCGUAUGUUGCCCGAUACCCAGGUCCUGUGCCAGAGCUGUGAUAAUGUGGAGAGAGAGCCCUUCUAGACGUGCAUGCACGAAGUGCCUUGUCACCUGCCUUUGUCGUAUUCA